Messenger RNA from Chinchilla lanigera (long-tailed chinchilla), 1774 nucleotides. It is a transcript of the gene Actl8, whose product is annotated as actin-like 8. Gene Ontology annotation, biological process: skeletal muscle thin filament assembly. Gene Ontology annotation, cellular component: stress fiber; striated muscle thin filament; actin filament. The transcript has 3 exons. Bases 188 to 1282 code for a protein of 364 amino acids. NCBI's taxonomy places the organism in Eukaryota, Metazoa, Chordata, Mammalia, Rodentia, Chinchillidae. The record is from RefSeq and is a predicted model, not a curated record.
UGCUUCCAGACUGCUGGAGCUGGGGCGAGGCGCAAGGCACGUGGGGCUCCGAGGUGCUCGCUGGAGUUCCUUCGCGGGGGGAGCCUUCUGGAGAGGAGUUUGUGGGACCCGAGAUUUCCAGUGGUGCUAGUUUGCCCUAGCCCCGUGGGGACCUGUGUGGAGAAGACUUCCCUCUUCUGCUUCUGCCAUGGCUGCCAAAACCGUCAUCAUAGACCACGGGUCUGGCUUCCUGAAGGUGGGACUGUCGGGCUGGAACCAGCCCCAGAUGAUCUAUCCGAGCGUUGUGAACUACAUACCCUGCCAGGAGAACCCGGGCCCCAGCUACGCCCAGAGACAGGUGAGCCUGGGCAUUGACUUCGGCAACCCCGACACCUUCAGCUAUCCCAUCCAGCGCGGCCGCGUCAUCAACUGGGAAGGCGUGGAGCACAUCUGGAGCUUCGUGGUGCAGCAGUACGGGAAGGACCACGACUGCCCCGUGAUACUCACGGAGUUCCCGCUGAAGGAGCCCACGACCCGCAAGAAGACCCUGGAGAUCAUGUUUGAGCUCCUGGAAGUGCCGUCCCUACUCCUGGCCGACCAGCUGGAGAUGUCCCUGUACGCCUCAGGGCUCCUCACUGGCGUGGUGGUCGACUCGGGCUACGGCCUGAGCCGCGUGCAGCCCUUCCUCCUGGGCCAGUGUCUGCCCGACAGCAAGAGGACACUGGAGUUCGCCGGCCAAGACCUCUCCACCUACCUCUUCAAAAGCCUCUUUAAGGAGAAAAGCGACGAGCACAACAUUUACCAGAUGGACACGGUGGCCAAGACACAGAUGAGCAAGUGCUACGUGCCGAAGAACCUGCAGGAGGCGCUGGACUUCCACCAGAGCCUGCCCAGUGGCUCCGACGAGAGAGGCACCUACCAGCUCCCGGAUGGCACCCACGUGGAGCUGACGGCCCUGGAGCAGCUGGCGCCCGAGAUGUUCUUCAGCCCGCAGGUGUUCGGCCUGCAGGGCCCCAGCCUUCCCCAGAUCCUGGUGGAUUCCAUCAAGUCCUGCGAGGUCCCUGGGCAGCCGAUGCUCCUGUCCCACGUGAUGCCCUGUGGUGGGAACAGCCUGUACCCUGGCUUCACCAAGCGCCUGUGCCAGGAGCUCAACUCGGGUCACUUCCCCCACAAGGCCACGGUGUGGAUGGGCGAGAAGAGGAACUUCAGUGUGUGGCUGGGCGCCUCGGUGGUGGCCCACUUCUCCACCUACCGGUCCCAGUGGGUGGCCAGGCAGGAGUAUCUGGAGAGCAUGAGGCUGUGAUGUGCUGGCUGGCUCCCGGGCACAGCCUCCUAUCACGUGAGCUCGGGAUGCAUUUUAGUCCUGGAGUGGAGUGGGGUGCCGGUUGUGGAGUUAGGAGGUCUAGAGGGAUUGUUUUAGGUUCUAAGGUUAUAUCUUGUGCCAAGAGUGGGAUCCAGCCCAAGGGAGGACCAGUGUCAUCCCCGGAAUCCCUGCAGUGUCACGGGGGUGAGAGUGGUCGUCUGUCACCUCCCUGCCUGACACCAAUGGAUUGGCUUUCACGGUCAUCUUCCUUGGGCUGUCUCAUCCUUGCUUGUUUGGGUUUUAUCCGGGGAAGAGAGCGGGACCUUUUUUCAAAAGUCCUGAUUAUUUUUGACUGGGAGUUGGGGGAGGGGGGUAGUUGAAGUUUCUAGUUCUGUGGACCCUUUGUGGCCAGGGAGACCCUUUCGAGGAACUGGAGUGCCUUCCCACCCACAGGGGCCUUGUUUGAUGUGUGCAAAUAAACUUCUCAUUUGG